GCCAUCAGCUUACCUUAUCCUUUUUGGUCUGGUGUUUUUCCUCAAACAGUGGAAACAUCUUUCUUUCAAGUUGCUUUUGUUGAAGAGUUAAGCAAAUGGCUGAUAGCAGCUGUGGUAAAAAAUCCACAAAAUGCCCCAAUUGUUCAUCUGCUUCUCAGAAAAAUGUACUUUGUGCAUGUUCUUGUAAAACAAAGCUUUCUCCAGUGUCAGUGGUGGAAAUGUCACAGACAUCAAGCGUUGGUAGUUCAGAAUUUAUAGUUUCACCAGAGAGAAAAAAAGAAAGAGAAGCCAGCAAAGAUAUUACCUAUGGAAAAGAUUUGCCCUCAAAAACCUCAAAUAUAGAGAGAAAAUCAUCUCAACAACAGUGGGGUCGAGGCAGCUUUACAGAAGGAAAAGUUCCUCACAUAAGGAUGGACGAUGGAGCUGCUAUUCAGGAAAUCUAUACCUUUGGAAGAAUAUUGGGACGAGGGAGCUUUGGAAUGGUCAUUGAAGCUAUUGACAAGGAGACAGAAACUAAGUGGGCAAUUAAAAAAGUGAGCAAAGAAAAGGCUGGAAGCUCUGCUGUGAAGUUGCUUGAACGGGAAGUGGCCAUCCUAAAAAGUGUGAAACACGAACACAUUAUACAUCUGAAACAAGUAUUUGAGACGCCUAAGAAAAUGUACCUUGUGAUGGAGCUUUGUGAAGAUGGAGAACUUAGAGAAAUUCUGGAUAGGAAAGGUCAUUUCUCAGAGAAUGAGACCAGGUGGAUCAUUCGAAGUCUCGCCUCGGCUAUAGCCUAUCUUCACAAUAAGGAUAUAGUACAUAGAGAUCUAAAACUGGAAAACAUAAUGGUUAAAAGCAGCUUUAUUGAUGCUAACGAUGAAAUGAACUUAAACAUAAAGGUGACUGAUUUUGGUUUAGCGGUGAAGAAGCAAGGAAGGAGUGAAGCCAUGCUGCAGACCACAUGUGGGACACCUAUCUAUAUGGCCCCUGAAGUUAUCAAUGCCCACGACUAUAGCCAGCAGUGUGACAUUUGGAGCAUAGGUGUCAUAAUGUACAUUUUAUUAUGUGGAGAAGCACCCUUUAUGGCAAGCUCAGAAGAGAAGCUUUUUGAGUUAAUAAGAAAGGGAGAGCUACAUUUUAAAAAUUCAGUCUGGGAUUCCAUAAGUGAUUCUGCUAAAAGUGUUUUGAAACAACUUAUGAAAGUAGAUCCUGCUCAUAGAAUCACAGCUAAGGAACUACUAGAUAACCAGUGGUUAACAGGCAAUAUACUUUCUUCAGCGAGACCAACCAAUGUGUUAGAAAUGAUGAAAGAAUGGAAAAAUAACCCAGGAAGUGAUGAGGAAAGUACAACAGACCAAAAGAACAACUGGUCCGGUCAAGAAAAGUUGAAAGGUUACCAACCCAGCAGAAGUGUCCAUGUCAGUAACUCUUCAGAUGAAAAGGAAGGAAAACAGCCCACUGCUUAUGAAAAGACUUCUGUGCCCAGUAAGAAGGAAAACAUGGAAGACUUGGACAUGAGUUACUCAAGUUACAUAUCUAGCAGACUCCCUUCAGUUGAACUCAAGGGAGAAAUAGAGAAACCCCCCACGACUUCAAGCCAAGGAACAGCAACCAAAGGCACUGCUAAAUCCAUUGCCCUGCCUAGAACCAAAAAGAAACUCUAACAACGCUGAACAGUACAGAAACAGAGCUGCUCUUUCUAGUGCAAUGAGGGUUUAGGAGGGGAAAAGGACAAUAGUAUGCCGAGCUUUCAGCGUUUCAGCUGCUCUGAGCCCUGCCCAAGUGUUUGCACCAGUUUUAAAAUGGAAGCAGUCAACUCCAAAGUGGGGUUAAAGGACGGCCAGCAACAGGCUUGAUGGCUUGUGCAGCUGAAAUGAACUCAAGGUGUUUUCGAGAGUUGUUCAGAGGAGUGGAUGCCCUCAAAGCAAGGCUGUGGGCACACUAGCCCAGUUGUACUUCAAAUUCUUACAUUUCGGCACAAUUCUUUAUAGGGGAAACUGAGAGCCAGAUAUGGUAAUGGAGGUUCCAAAUGAUUAUGUGCACUUUGCACUAGAAGAUUUGUUAGGAAAUUACUAAUAAACUUGUCUAUAAGCGUUAACAGCAGAAGUGCUUCAGCCAUUCACGUGUGUUCUUGUGAUUUUAGGUUGCUGUGGAUUGUUUAAGACAGCUUAUUUUAAAUGUAGAAAAAUAGAUUUUGUAGCUGUUUGCCAUUAACAUGCUGCUAAAUUCCCAAUGUAUUGAUCGAAUCAAUAAAAAACCAGA
Molecule: messenger RNA, 2244 nt
Organism: Kogia breviceps (pygmy sperm whale)
Lineage: Eukaryota; Metazoa; Chordata; Mammalia; Artiodactyla; Physeteridae
Gene: STK33
Product: serine/threonine kinase 33
Biological process (GO): protein phosphorylation
Molecular function (GO): ATP binding; protein kinase activity
Source: RefSeq, a predicted model, not a curated record